UAGGCAGUCGGCUAAGAAAAGCAUCAUUUCCUUAGACUAAUAGUAGUAGAGAUUCCCCCUUAAGAACUUCCAAACUGAAGGGCCGACCCUGUUUGAGAAAGGCGGGCGACUAAACCAAUAUCUUUAUUGUUCGAUCGUUUUGCAACUUACAAGUAUAUAUAAAAGAUCGGGGAAGGGAAGGUAUCAAAACUCACAAGCUUAUAAACAGAAAAAAAAAAAAAAAAAGAUGCAGGGCCAUGUCUCACAGGAUACUCCGGCUGGUGUUCCAGCAGCUUUAAUAUGGGAUAUAUACCGCGGUCUGGAGCUGGGGAGGCUUGUGGAUAAACUAGCACCGGAGGUUCUUGGAAGGGUAGAAUUCCUAGAAGGUGAUGGAGGCGUCGGAACCAUUGUCAAGCUCACAUUUCCACCAGGAAGCCCUGGAAGGGGUUACAUGAAAGAAAGAUUCACAAAGAUUGAUGAUGAAAAUCGAGUUAAAGAAACAGAAGUGCUUGAAGGAGGAUACAAAGAUCUUGGAUUCGAUGUGGUUCGUAUUCGGUUAGAGAUAGUGGAGAAAGAUUUGGAAUCAUGUAUGGUGAGGUCAACUAUAGAGUAUGAAGGAGAAGAGAAGCUUGUUGAUGUUGUUUCCCAUGUCAACGUUAAGCCACUGGAAAUGAUUGCUGAAAUAAUUGGGAAACAUCUCUGUCAAAACAAAUCCACUCUCUAGGAUUUUCUUUUUCCAUGUUCCUAUCCAACUACUACGUUUCAUUGCUCAUUUCUCAUGUAUAUGCAAGAUAUGAUGAAUAUAAAGAGAAUGUUUGAGGUCUAUAGUUGCCCUUUUAAUAAUGUUAUCUUCAAAAUUCAAUGUGACUUAAUUGAUAGUUUGAUGUUAUUAUAUAA
Messenger RNA from Gossypium arboreum, 876 nucleotides. Its product is annotated as norbelladine synthase-like. NCBI's taxonomy places the organism in Eukaryota, Viridiplantae, Streptophyta, Magnoliopsida, Malvales, Malvaceae. Gene Ontology annotation, cellular component: cytoplasm; nucleus. Gene Ontology annotation, molecular function: signaling receptor activity; protein phosphatase inhibitor activity; abscisic acid binding. The record is from RefSeq and is a predicted model, not a curated record. The coding region runs from base 227 to 703 and encodes 158 amino acids. The transcript has 2 exons. Gene Ontology annotation, biological process: defense response; abscisic acid-activated signaling pathway.